UCGUUGAAUACUUGCAACGAAUCGUCCUCAAGAAGUACACGAAGGCGUGCGAGCUAGAGGACAGCACUGGUGGCGGCAAAGACGACAGCGAGAACGAUCCUCCAUGGGUGAUCUGGAAGACCAAGAAAGGGAACGUGAAGAUCUACCGAGGGGAUGAUAUGGAGCGUGCGUGCAGAGGAGAGGAGCGCUGACAAUGUAGGUGAAUGCGAGAAGAUCUGCCCACUUUGGAGACGAUGGAAAGGCAUCAUAUCCGACUCUGACAGGAGCUACAAGCAAUCUACCCACGGUACAACAGAGUCUCAUGCAGAUGCGCGUGCUGGAACGGCUCUUGCGAUCUCGAGGAUUGGCAAAAGAGGCGUGCGCAAUGCCGCACGUUCCGAGGACGAGCGCUCUCUAUCUCCUUCUGGAUCUGAGGACGACACCAAUGAUCUCAGCAUCAAGACUGAGGGAAACCUGGUACUUGUACCACGUCGCGAGGGCCUGAUCAGUGCGCAACCACAGGUACCGCCGCUAAUGUUAGCCCGAAAGCCCGAGGCUCGCUCUGUGCAGGCCCAAACUGCGCAGCAGAUGAUGCGCAUGCAUGACGAGCAAGAAGCACGUGCACUCGCAGAGACCCGCAGGUAUCGCGAGGCUAAGAUUGCAGAGAUGCAGCAACAGCACUUGGCAAACAUGAUCGUGCAACUGCGGCCUCAGUAUCCACCGUCCGUAUCAACUGCGCAGCUACGAGAUAUAGCUCUAGAUAUCGUCCAGACAGUGCGGGCUACCUCAGAUCGAGCUAUCCUGCAUCCAGUCGAUCAGAAUAGCCUCUACGGCGUCCAAUAGUUUUCAGAGUUUCAUGUAGUUUUUUCAAUUUGCGCCCCUCUGUGUGGAUGUGUGUGUACGGACA
This is a messenger RNA of Cutaneotrichosporon oleaginosum, 886 nucleotides long. RefSeq lists its product as uncharacterized. Lineage: Eukaryota; Fungi; Basidiomycota; Tremellomycetes; Trichosporonales; Trichosporonaceae. The record is from RefSeq and is a predicted model, not a curated record.